GGACCUUGGCGCGGCUCGCAGAAGCUGCAGCCAUUGCACAGCCGAGCAUCCCACAUUCAACAGGAGGAACCCGCGGGAGAGGAGCCCGAGCCCCCAGCGCCGCAGCCGCCGCAGCCCGUGCGCCCCGCGCCCCCGUGCGCCAUGGCCAAGGAAGGCGUGGAGAAGGCGGAGGAGACGGAGCAAAUGAUCGAGAAAGAGGCAGGCAAGGAGCCUGCUGAGGGCGGCGGCGGCGGCUCUCACCGCCUCGGGGACGCCCAGGAGAUGCGCGCCGUGGUGCUGGCCGGCUUCGGGGGGCUCAACAAGCUGCGAGUGACCAGGAAGGCCAUGCCCGAGCCGCAGGACGGCGAGCUCAAGAUCCGCGUCAAAGCCUGCGGUUUAAACUUCAUUGACUUGAUGGUGCGACAGGGGAACAUCGACAACCCUCCCAAGACUCCCCUGGUGCCAGGAUUUGAGUGUUCUGGGAUUGUCGAAGCUCUGGGGGACAGCGUGAAAGGAUACGAGAUCGGGGACCGUGUCAUGGCAUUUGUCAACUACAACGCCUGGGCAGAGGUGGUCUGCACGCCAGUGGAAUUUGUCUACAAGAUCCCAGAUGACAUGAGCUUCUCGGAGGCUGCUGCAUUCCCCAUGAACUUCGUCACAGCCUAUAUGAUGCUCUUUGAAGUCGCCAACCUCCGAGAAGGAAUGUCUGUGCUCGUGCACUCAGCUGGCGGCGGCGUGGGCCAAGCUGUGGCUCAGCUGUGUUCCACGAUCCCCAAUGUGACUGUCUUUGGAACAGCUUCUUCUUUCAAGCACGAAGCAAUCAAAGACUCCAUGACCCACCUCUUUGACAGAAAUGCAGACUACGUGCAGGAAGUGAAAAGAAUCUCUGCUGAAGGAGUGGACAUUGUUUUGGAUUGCCUCUGUGGGGAUAACACUGGGAAAGGUCUCAGCCUUCUCAAACCACUGGGAACCUAUAUUUUAUAUGGUUCAUCCAACAUGGUGACUGGAGAGACCAAGAGCUUCUUCAGCUUUGCAAAAUCAUGGUGGCAGGUCGAGAAGGUGAACCCCAUCAAGCUCUACGAAGAGAACAAAGUCAUCGCGGGAUUUUCCCUUUUAAAUCUGCUCUUCAAACAGGGCCGUGCAGGCCUCAUUCGAGGAGUGGUGGACAAACUCAUUGGGCUCUACAACCAGAAGAAGAUCAAGCCCGUGGUAGACUCCCUUUGGGCCCUGGAGGAGGUAAAGGAGGCCAUGCAGCGGAUCCAUGACCGGGGGAACAUCGGCAAAUUAAUUCUGGAUGUAGAGAAGGCCCCGACUCCACUGAUGGCCAAUGAUAGCACAGAGACCAGCGAGGCGGGAGAAGAGGAGGAGGACCACGAGGGGGACGGCGAGAACAAGGAGCGGAUGCCCUUUAUCCAGUAGCCCAGGACCCAGGCAGCAGAAUGGGAAGGAUGGUUUGGAACAAGAAGAGCCGGCUGAGGAGGCUCCUCUGCGCCCCAGUGAACAAAUGCUGUAGUCCACUGUGUGUUGUGUUUGUCUGCAGUCAGCUGAGCUAAAAGCUGUUGAUCACUGUUGUUUUUGAAAUUAAGUGCCAAGCCCAUUCCAUGCAGUAUUAUGUCCCUCCCCCAUCUGUGUAUUACACUCUCCCCUCUCUCCUACUUCAAAACCAUCCAUCUUUGGGUCCUUCUUGACAGUUCUAGAACAGCCUUGCAAAUUAAUACAAGCCCACAGGCCCAAUGCCUACAAGACCAGACAUGGGCAAAGACAAGUUUGGAUUGAAAGGUGUUAUCAUAAAAGCACUGUCCAGAUCCUAGAAUUCUUGGGGCCAAUGACACUUUUUGCUGCCAGCCACCCGUGAUUCUGACAAGAGCACUUGCCAAUGUGGCUGGCAGAAGGAGGGUAGGCCAGGAGGUGCUUUUAUGAACCCGUAUGUUUCGGAUCUCUCCAAACGGUACUUUCCCUCUCCCCAUUUAAGAGGCAACUUCCUAACAUCCAUUCAGUUGUUUAUUGGUCAAAAGGUUGAACCACUCUCCUCUCAGCCUCUGAUGCUUGAUCCCUUCACUGAUUCUUAACCAUCAACGCAGGAAAGUAGAUGUGGAUUUUUCAGGAUAGAAGAUGGGUCAACAGCAUGAGUUUGAGGAUCAACCACAGCGAUUUCUCCUCUGAAACCAGGUCUCAUGAGCAAAAUCCUGCCUGCCAUGUGUAGUUUCUUUUAAUUCUAAGAAAACUCACCACGUGUGGGACUGUUUCAGAAGUCAUUACUGAGAUUUGCCUAUGUCUGCACACUUUCCAUGGGCAUUACCGAUUUUGCUCUUUUCAUUUCCAGGUAGUAAGCAGCUACUUUUCCCGAGGAUCCCCCAAGAAGACCUCCCUUGUAGACCAUAUUAGGAAAAAAAAAUCAAUGAGUAUCUCUUUUCUUGCCAAAGCAUGCUCUGACAUGUAACAAACUCUAGUGAUACAAGCGGUUGAUGUUCAGUGUCUGAUGCCAAAUGUGCAGUUCCUCUCCUCUAAAAUAUAAAAGUAUGGUGCAGACUCUUUGCAAGCCCCUGCUUUUUGGAAAUCAGGGACCAAACUACUUGAUUACACACCAUUGUCGAACUUCCCAGCUCCUAAACUCUUAAGAAACCCCACACCCCGCCCCACCAUACUUGAAAGAUCUUGAGGUGAAUGAUUUUCUCCUGAAGGAUGUGAGAGAGGCUCAGUGUCUCCACAAGGGGGCUCCUUAUUCCUUCCUCCCACUCCUUUUGGCUCAAAGGGUGACUCCUUCACUCACAAACCAAGCUGGAGACACAAGGAGCCCACAUGAUUAGCGCCCUAAGUCACUCUGCCUUCUGGAAGACCUUGGACGGCUCCCUGAUUGCCCCAUCUCUCCACCAGUGAGCCUUAGGGUAGAACCAGCUCCUUCCCCCCAACGAUGGGAAGGAAUGCAUUCCAGCAGUUACCUUUUUAUUUCCAAAGUCCUUUUGUAACAAAUACACCUCAUUAAUCAUGUUCUUUUUUCCUAUCCUAAGCUUGUGAUGGUGACUUAUUUAUGCCAAAUAUUUAUCUGAAGAGAGUUUCUCCUCAUUGUGAAUGUCCGUGUAAAAUAUGGGGACAAGAAGGGGUGCUGCCAUCUGAUGAGCAGAGAGAUGAGACUAUCUCAGAAGACACUCCCACCAUCUUCUGUUCAGACCCCAGGACUCACCAGUAUUUCAUUUCUGGGCCAUUUGGAAAGAUAAUGUGGAGGUUUAUCACCUGCCCCCCAACACUUUCACUAAACGAUGUAUUAUUGAUCAUAUUUCUCCCAUAACCAAGCUGACAGGGAGGUUUUAUGAAGAACCACUACCCAAGUGACAUUCUUGGUGAGCUGGACAGAAACGGCAUUUUCUAGGGCUGGGGUAACAAAGAGCCAUUGGUGCCAAAUCAGGGCUGUCCUCUGCGAGGGGAGCGGGAACGUGUAGAAUCCAAAUGGCCUUUGUUCUGUCCAGAGGCAUUAAAAAAAUCAUGCUUCCCCAAAUCUGUUUUUCAACUAGCAAAAUUAAUACAGUCAUCACAAAUAAUGGCAGCUGGUUAAAAAAAACCCUUUUGUCUCUUCAGAAUACAGAGUGAGAAGAGAAAACUAGAGUUUGACUAUCAAGGUCCAGUUAUGCCUUGAAGAACAGGAGAAAGAAAAUGCCAAAAUUAGCCAUUUAAUGCACUCUUCGUUUUAAGCACCUUCUUCCUGUCACGUGAUUGGUUUUCUGAAGGAAGUAUAAAGAAAGUCUCAGUUUGCCUUAAAGGAACUGUGAAGGCUUCUCUGUCAUUUAAACUUGAUUGGAGUGAACUGAAACAUUGUCUAACGUAUUUGUGGCUUUAGAGCUUUUGUUACAUUGUGCCUACAAAGCAAAUUAUGUUUACAUAAAAUAUAUAAAUAAAGUAUUCAGCAUAGCAUAACCUCGCCUGGCAGUGGUGACUCCAUAUAAAUAAUUGUUGGAAAAGCAAUCCCACUAUUAAAAUGCAAGGAGUGGGUGACUACAAAAGAAAAAAUAAAUAAAAAUAUGUGAUAGAAGAAUUUUCAAAUGAGAAACUAAAGACUGUGUAGAAAAAAUAGGACUCAAACCUUUAAAAAAAAUUCAAGUUCCCUCAGGCAAGAAAGUAUAACCACUAAAUAAAAUUAAUGAAGACAUCAUAUAAUAAUGAUGACAAUAAUUAUAAUGGAGCUUAUAAGGUACCUAAAAUAUGCUGUUAAGAGAGCUGUAUAUAUACAAACUAAAGUUAAAUAAUAUAUAUAUUAGUUUGCCUACCCUCGCAACAGCCCUGAGAGGUAGGGUUUAUCAUUAUACCCAUUUUAUAGGUGACAAGACUGAAGAUGAGGGUUUUGCACUUGCCCAAGAUCACACAGCUAGUAAAUGAUGGGGCCAGGAUUUUGAGCCAAUCUAGAAGCCAUGCUCUUCAUCGCCCUAUCAUGCUUCUUGGCUUAAAUAGGGUGAAAUAUGAUGCAUUUCAAAUUAACCAUUCCUUGUUACCUAGAAACUCUUCAGGUAUUCUGUUUCCUCUGAUUUCAAGGAUGUAUUUGUAAAUUUGUUUUGCUUUGUAGCAAAUAAAAUGCGUAUC
Ailuropoda melanoleuca (giant panda) is the source of this 4548-nucleotide messenger RNA. RefSeq names its product vesicle amine transport 1 like (gene VAT1L). The record is from RefSeq and is a predicted model, not a curated record. The coding region runs from base 142 to 1398 and encodes 418 amino acids. Lineage: Eukaryota; Metazoa; Chordata; Mammalia; Carnivora; Ursidae. The transcript is spliced from 9 exons. Gene Ontology annotation, molecular function: zinc ion binding; oxidoreductase activity.